This is a messenger RNA of Colletotrichum graminicola M1.001, 1662 nucleotides long. Its product is annotated as fungal specific transcription factor domain-containing protein. The transcript has 5 exons. The coding region runs from base 1 to 1662 and encodes 553 amino acids. The record is from RefSeq and is a predicted model, not a curated record. Gene Ontology annotation, biological process: regulation of DNA-templated transcription; DNA-templated transcription. Gene Ontology annotation, cellular component: nucleus. NCBI's taxonomy places the organism in Eukaryota, Fungi, Ascomycota, Sordariomycetes, Glomerellales, Glomerellaceae. Gene Ontology annotation, molecular function: DNA-binding transcription factor activity, RNA polymerase II-specific; DNA binding; zinc ion binding.
AUGUCGGCCCUCUUCACAACCACCGACUGGCUGUCCACCACCUCCACCUCUCCCGACGCCAAGGCCCCACAGGCCUGCGCCAGCUGCAGGAAGAUGAAGAGGAAGUGCGACAAGUCCCUCCCCGCAUGCGGGCUCUGCACCCGCAUGGACCGCCGGUGCGACUACGCAGACCCCCCGCCGCCGCCGCCGCCGCCGCAUCAGCAGCAGCAGUAUCCUGGGCCGACCGCCGACGACUUCGCCGCCCUUCAGCUGAAGCUGCUCGAGCUCGAGAGCCGGCUGGACCACCAGGCCGGGCCCGCCGCCGCCGUCGCUUCGGCCCUUUUCUCCGACGCAGACGCGGCAACGGCCUUUGGCGCUGUCGUCGGAUCCGGUCUCGGCCCGGACCACCCGGGCUCGACGUCGGCGCAGUACCCGCCCGACGUGUUCCUCGACAUAUGGGCCUUCAAGGCGUUGAACCAGUCUCUCCCGCGGCCCUCGGUCGACAUCCCCGCCGAAGUCCUCGAGCUGCUGGGCGACAGCGCCACGGUCCAGCGGGCCGUCGAGGCCUACUUCGCCGGCACCCACGCCUGGCUGCCCAUCGUCUCCAGGGAGCGCAUACACAUGGGCGCCGCCCUGGCCCAGGGCGGCCCGGACCUGGCCAUGCUCUUCCUCGCCAUGCGCCUCAUCGCCGCCGCGCCGGACGACGUCGCCGCCCCGGGGCGCCUCCUCCCCCCGCUCCCCGAAGUCUACGGCGCCGCGAAGCGCUUCCUGUCGCUGCUCGAGGGCGCCGGCUUCGCGUCGCUGAUGGUCCUGCAGGCCAUGGUGCUGGUCGCCUACUUCGAGUACGCCCACGCCGUGUACCCGGCCGCCUGGCUCACCGUCGCGUCCUGCGUGCGGUACGCCGACUUUCUCGGCCUGCCGGGGCUUCGCGAGAGCAACGUUACGCUAAAAGUGCCGUCGACGUGGACGGAGCUGGAGGAGCGGCUGAGGACGUGGUGGGCGAUCCUUGUCCUCGACCGCAUCAUCUGCCUCGGCAACGGGAAGCGCUACCUCUCGCCCGAGCCCGACGACGACAUGAACUUUCCCGUAGACGACGAGGUUUGGGACGAAGGCCACAUCGGCCGCGCGGCCCACCACACCGUCGCCUCCCCGCCUCUCUCGACCCCGUCCCCCUUCUCCUCCCUCUGCCGCGCCGCCCUCCUCGCCGGCAACGCCGUCGCCCACAUUUGGAGUUCUAAUACUGACAAAACCUCCCGACCGUGCGCGCACGACUGCUACAGCUGCCCCGGCAACAUCGACGGCCGCGUCCGCACCCCCGAGGAGACGGCGCACCAGAUCCGCUCCGUCGAGGCCCUCGUGCAUGCCAGCGGCGAGGCCGCCGCGCUGGCCGAGGAGCUGCUGCUGCUGUCGCCGUCGCUGCCCCGGCAAGACGACCCCGCCGGCGACGGCAGCGACGUGAGCCCGCUCGUCCUUGACGCGCUGUACGGCGCCGGCGGCACCCUCGCGUGGAUCGUGCGGGAGGAGGGGCCGGCGCGGCACGCCGACGGGGUGGCCGCCAUCAAGCGCUGCCUGGGCCGGCUGGGCGCGCGGUGGAGGCUGGCGGCCGAGUACGGGCGCAUGCUGGAGCAGCAGGGCCUUGCCUUCAUGAUGCAGGAGGGGGGACACUCGACGCUGCACAUCUAG